Hordeum vulgare subsp. vulgare (domesticated barley) is the source of this 1055-nucleotide messenger RNA. Its product is annotated as fasciclin-like arabinogalactan protein 11. Lineage: Eukaryota; Viridiplantae; Streptophyta; Magnoliopsida; Poales; Poaceae. The record is from RefSeq and is a predicted model, not a curated record. The transcript has a single exon. Bases 59 to 841 code for a protein of 260 amino acids.
GUCGCAUCGAGUUGCACCCGCACUGCCUGCACGUCUACGUACGUAGCACGUACACGCCAUGGCAGCCAUGCAGAGAUUCGUGCUCCUUCUGUCCGUGGCGAUCGCGGCGUCGGCGCAGGGCCCCGCGGUGGCGCCCGCGGCGCCCACGACGCCCACGACCCCGGCGGCGCCCGCUCCGGCGGCCGGCACGACGAACAUCACGGGGGUGCUGGCCAAGGCCGGGCAGUUCAACACGUUCAUCCGGCUGCUCAAGUCGACGGGCGUGGCGGCGCAGAUCGACAACCAGCUCAACAACAGCUUCGGGAGCGGCAUGACGGUGUUCGCGCCCACGGACAACGCCUUCACCUCGCUCGCCUCCGGCACGCUCAACUCGCUGUCGGACAGCCAGAAGAACGCGCUGAUCCAGUACCACGUCCUCUCCACCGCCAUCCCCAUGUCGCAGUUCGACACCGUGAGCAACCCGCUCCGGACGCAGGCCGGCAGCAGCUCGCCGGGCCAGUACCCGCUCAACGUCACCGCCGAGGGCCAGCAGGUCAACAUCACCACCGGGGUCGUCAACGCUACCGUCGACAACACGCUCUACACCGGCGACCAGCUGGUGGUGUACCAGGUGAACAAGGUGCUGCUGCCGAUGGCCAUCGCCGGGACGGCCGCGCCCGCGCCGGCGCCGCUCGCGCCCACGAAGACCAAGGGGAAGACGCCUACGUCGACGGUCGCGGACGCGCCCGAGGCCGACGCGUCGACGGACACGUCGCUCGCGGCGCCGGCGCGGGUGGUCACAGGGGCUGGUGUCGCGGUGGUUCACGUGCUUGCACUGGCGUGCGUCUGGUGGGGGCUGUGACAGCGCCCGAUCCUAUGAGCCCUGAGGGCUAGAUCCACGCACGUCGAUCUUUUUUGCUCACUUUUCAAAGGUUGUUGGUCUUUUUGGUUUGAUUUGUUCUUAUUUCUGCUCAUUAUACCUCUGUAAUUGCUAGGGACAUGUAAACUGAAAUGUAUUGCGGGGGUCACAUUUUUAUGUAAUGCUACUAAAUAAAUGUACGCAAUUUUUCUGUGUU